AUGAUGGCCUGGAAGUGUCGCAUCAGUUGGCCGAUUGUUCCGCGAUGUUUUCUGGCGUCAUCAUCUGGCGUCGGCGAUGAGGUGAAAAAAGGAAGGAAGUUGACGAUUGAUCUGGCGCAAUAUCGACCAGCUUUUAGUAUUUUUUUUUUUUGUUUUUCAGAGAAAAUACGUAAUUUUGGAAUUGUGGCGCAUGUCGAUCACGGCAAAAGUACGUUGGCCGACCGACUGCUUGAAAUAACAGGAGUUUUAGAUAAAAAGUGCCACGCUGAGCAAGUACUUGACAAACUACAGGUGGAGCGCGAUCGUGGAAUCACUGUGAAAGCGCAAACGUGCAGUAUGUUUCACAAGGUAACAUCAUUCUUGCAAACAGUUGAUUUCUUGCUCAAUUUGAUAGAUACUCCAGGCCACGCCGAUUUCAGCUUCGAAGUUUCUCGAUCCCUUGCUGCUACUAGCGGCAUCGUUCUCCUUGUUGCCGCUAAUCAGGGUGUGCAAGCACAGACAGUGAUGAAUUUCUGGAUAGCAUUUGAAGCCGGCUUGACAGUCAUUCCAGUCAUCAACAAAAUUGAUCUGAACAGCGCCGAUGUGCCACGGGUAUUCUUCAUUCUCAUCUUUUCAUUU
This is a messenger RNA of Gongylonema pulchrum, 618 nucleotides long. The record is from the annotation of a GenBank genome assembly. NCBI's taxonomy places the organism in Eukaryota, Metazoa, Nematoda, Chromadorea, Rhabditida, Gongylonematidae.